AUGGCGCCAAAUAAAGUGCUUUGGUUAGCAAACUUUGCUCAACUAGAGGCCUUCGCUUCGAAACACGGUCACUGCCUAGUUCCGUUUACGAGUGAAACACGACAAUUGGCAAAGUGGACCACCAGCCAACGCACAGGCAAACUGGAAUCGUGGCAGAAGGAAAAGCUAACGAGUAUCGGUUUUAAUUGGAAAUCGAAGAAAGAACGUCAGGACGAAGAAUGGGAGAGUUUGCGUAGGAAGCUCGAGCAGUAUGGUGCCUCCCACGGACAUUUGCGCGUCCCGUUGACAAAUGGGAGCGAUCCAGUGCUCGGGACGUGGGUCGCCAAUCAACGCAAACUCCACAACCAAGGAAAGCUCCGCGCAGAUCGAAUUCAGAUCUUGUCUGAAAUGGGCUUUGUUUGG
Molecule: messenger RNA, 402 nt
Organism: Phaeodactylum tricornutum CCAP 1055/1
Lineage: Eukaryota; Bacillariophyta; Bacillariophyceae; Surirellales; Neidiaceae
Exons: 1
Source: RefSeq, a predicted model, not a curated record